UCCCCUUACAGAGCCUCGGUGUUCUGACAGCUUGGCAGGUUUCUUCUUUCAGCCGGCUCUUUCUGCUCCGCGCUCUGAGGAGACACGCAGCUCUCCAAACGCACCGCUGUCUGUUUGCUCACUGAGAAUCAGCGGAAAGAUAAAAGGCACUGGCCAUUCAAAGGGGAUUAUAGUUACGAGGCUGCAUCAACAGGAGAGCCUUCUCAACAAACAGGUGAGCCAUGACAUCACUGCUGUUACUGUGUUUGUGUCUUCGGUUAAUCUCAGCGAAAUGGAUCAAUACAGACUACUUAUAUACGGAACCAGAAAGAACUCUGAGUGUUAGCAUUCCCAUUGCUCAAACUCUCCAACCCUUAAUGGGAGACACACUGGUUCUGCCCUGCUAUUUCCGGGAUGACACAGUGCCUGACCCAGGUGCUCCCACCAUAGCCCCCUUGUCCCAUCGCAUCAAAUGGAGCAUCACCACCAAAGAGAAGACCACAGACAUUUUGGUGGCCAGUGAGGGUAUCGUGGCAGUGAAUAAGAAGUACACAGACAGGGUUCAAAUGGUGGCAUACCCCACCAGCACCACUGAUGCCACCAUUAAAAUCACACAGCUUCUUUCAAAUGAGUCUGGAGUGUAUCGCUGUGAAGUCAUGCAUGGAAUCGAAGACAGCCAUGAUACUGUCAAUGUCCAGGUGCAAGGCAUUGUGUUCCACUACCGUGCCAUUACUUCACGUUACACACUGACGUUUGAGAAGGCACAGGCAGCCUGUAUUCAGAAUAGUGCUGUGAUCGCCACACCAGUGCAGCUACAGGCAGCGUAUGAUACAGGGUACCACCAGUGUGAUGCAGGCUGGCUUUCUGACCAGACUGUUAGGUAUCCUAUCCAUGAUCCCCGAGAGGCCUGCUAUGGUGACAAGUAUGAAUUCCCAGGAGUGAGAACGUAUGGAGUAAGAGAUGCAAACGAGACCUAUGAUGUGUAUUGCUUUGCUGAGAAGAUGUCAGGGAGGGUGUUCUAUUCAACACACCCUGAAAAGUUUUCCUUUGCUGAAGCUCAGGCCCAGUGUGCUAAGCUGGGGUCUAAAUUAGCCACAACUGGCCAGCUCUACCUGGCCUGGCAGGCUGGUAUGGAUGAAUGUAAUGCAGGCUGGCUGGCAGAUGGGAGUGUACGCUAUCCCAUCAACAUUGCCCGACCCCAGUGUGGAGGAGGUCUGCUGGGAGUGCGCACUGUGUACCGCUUCAUUAAUCAGACAGGCUACCCUCUACCAGAAUCAAGAUAUGACGCUAUCUGUUACACAGAUGACGAGGAAGAGGGCUCAGCCAUACCCAACAUCUUCCCAGAUAUACAGACUACAGAGACUACAAGUGAGGUAGUAAAUGUGGAAAUGGUGACAGGCAGCCCACCAGUUUUAAUUACGCAGACCUCCACUGAGAGUGAACUAAUAGGAGAGGUUGAAACCCACAAACCCCCCACCACCACUGCUGACUUCCUGUAUGUGGAGCAGAAUGUCACACUACUGCCUCUGUCUUCACCACCCAGUAUCAUUGACGAUUUUGUAAAAGUGGUGACUGCACAGCCUGACCUUGGAGUAGAGAUUCCUGGUGAAAAUGCAACUGCACCUGUGAUGUCUCUUACUGGCGUUGUCUUCCACUACAGACUAGGUCACAGUCGAUACGCUUUUACCUUUGUUGAGGCUCAGCUAGCCUGUCAGGACAUUGGUGCAGUGAUUGCUAGUCCUCAGCAGUUACAGGCUGCCUAUGAAGCUGGUUAUCACCAGUGUGAUGCAGGCUGGCUGAUUGACCAGACAGUGAGGUAUCCUAUCGUAUCUGCACGAAAGAAAUGUGCUGGUGAUUUGGAAGAUUUCCCCGGUGUGAGGUCUUAUGGUGUACGACCUGCCAGUGAGCACUAUGAUGUAUACUGCUACAUGGACAAACCAAGAGGGAAUGUUUUUCAUGUGAGUUCAUUUGAGGGUUUCACAUAUGAUGAAGCAAUGGCUUAUUGCCAGGCCCAGAAUGCCUCCUUGGCCUCCACAGCUGAUCUGUAUGUGGCCUGGAAGCAAGGUUUUGAUAAGUGUCGUGCUGGCUGGCUCAUCGACCACAGUGUCCGCUAUCCCAUUAAUAAUCCUAGUCCUCAGUGUGGAGGAGGGAAACCUGGAGUCCAUACAGUCUUUAAGUUUCCCAACCAGACUGAAUAUCCUGAUGUGCACUCCAAAUUUGAUGCCUACUGCUUGAAAGUUGAUCUCCAAUUAUAUCUUAAUGAGACUGAAUCGAACAUGACACUUAUUGAAGAGGAAUUGGUGAACCUGACCUCAAGAACUGACCUUUUUAUGCCUGUGAACCCCACUAUUACUCCUCCCAUUCCCGUGGAAGUCUCUGGUUCUGGCUCAGCAGACCUGCCAUCUGUGGCCAGUGGUUUUUCUGGUGAUGGAUCAGCUAGUGGAAGUGGGGAGCAUCCUAGGGGGACAUCACAUAAAGAAGGAGAACUUUCAGGAUCUGGACUGCCUAGUGGGUCUUCAGGUUUAGGAGGAGAACUUUCAGGAUCUGGACUGCCAAGUGGGUCUUCAGGUUUAGGAGGAGAACUUUCAGGAUCUGGACUGCCAAGUGGGUCUUCAGGUUUAGGAGGAGAAAUUUCAGGAUCUGGACUGCCAAGUGAGUCUUCAGGUUUAGGAGGAGAACUUUCAGGAUCUGGACUGCCAAGUGAGUCUUCAGGUUUAGGAGGAGAACUUUCAGGAUCUGGUCUGCCAAGUGAGUUUUCAGGUUUAGGAGGAGAACUUUCAGGAUCUGGACUGUCAAGUGGGUCAUCAGGUUUAGAAGGAGAACUUUCAGGAUCUGGACUGUCAAGUGAGUCUUCAGGUUUAGGAGGAGAACUUUCAGGAUCUGGACUGUCAAGUGGGUCAUCAGGGAUAGGAGGUGACUAUUCAGGAUCUGGAGUAAGUGGAGACAUGUCUGGCUCAGGCUUUACUGAUGAUGGCUCAGGCAUAAGUGUGACCUUCUCAGGAAUUGACACAAUAUUCUCUGGGGAAGGAUCAGCUUCAGGAACACUUCAGGAAGCUGGGGAGGGCAGUGCAGAGAUCCUCAUGUUCAUGUCAGGUCUGGGUUCUGGCUUCUUCAGUGGGGAUAGGUCUGGAUCAGGAAGUGGCUCAAGUUUUGUUUCAGCAGAGAGUGGAUCUACAUCAGACUUUUUCAGCGACUUGAGAGAGAGUGGAAGUGGAGAACCUUCUGGCAUUUCUUCAGGUCUUGGUUCUAGCGGGGAUUUCUCUGGAUUCAGGGGUUUUCCAUCAGGCUUGAUUUCCUCUGGAGAGGACAGUGGUUUCUCUGGGCUUAGUGGCAGUGGAAUAAUCAUGGUCAAAGGCCAGUGGGUGGAAGUGUCCACUGCUCCAACCCUCACAGCUCAGGAGCUGGGUGGAAGUCAGAUACAUUUCAGUGGAUCUGGAGAUCUACAAGGGUCUGGUUUGAGUGGCUCUGGUGUGAGUGGAAGUGGUGAUUUAAGCGGCUCUGGAAGUGGUUCAGGAUUUCCUGCCAUCACCUUUUUGGACUCAGGCCUUACUGAUCUCAUAGAUCUAUCCAGCAGAGAACAAGAGGCCUCUGGGACAUUGAUAUAUGGAUCAGGGGAAGGGAGUGGUGACCUCUCUGGAGACUCUGGUCUUCCAUCAGGAGACACAUCAGGGGCAUCAGCCAGUGGGAAUAUUAUAACAUUUACUGAUGAGAGCUUUGUGGAAGUUUCUUUUAGGUCCACUCAAAACCGGGAGCUCAGAAAAGGACCAAUAGAGCACAGUGGGAGGGAGAGUGGACCAUUUUUGAGCAGUGGGCACCACCAUACUACUAUUUCAAGUGAAGAUCACCAUCCCAAAUCCCUCCUUAGUGAAGACCCAGUUCAUUCAAUUGAUGAGCCAACAGUUAUAGUUCCCUCAGAGCUGUUUAGUAACAGUGCACGGCCACAGGAAAUCUUGCCAAACACUGCUCAAACCUUCUGGAAAUAUGAUUCUGUGACUCAAGCAUCUACGGCUGGCACCACUACCGACCCUGCCUUUUCGAUGCAGACCCCAACUGUCAUAGAGGUCCCAGCCAUGGAGAAACCUGCUGUGGACCCAUGUAACCCAAACCCCUGUGGUGCUGCUGCAUGUUCUGUGCAGGAUGGGGUUGGCGUGUGUCACUGCCCACCUGGGAUGAAGGAGGAAGAGUGCCAUGUUGAGGUUGAUGUGUGCCAUUCAAACCCUUGUGCCAAUGGAGCUACGUGUGUGGAGGUACAAGAUGCUUUCAAAUGCUUAUGCCUGCCCAGCUAUGGAGGGGAUCACUGUGAGAUCGACAUAGAAACAUGUGAGGAGGGCUGGAUUAAGUUUCAGGGUAACUGUUACUGGCACUUCUCGAAGAGAACAGUGUGGGAGGAGGCUGAACAACACUGUCGAAGCCUUGGAGCUCACCUGGUCAGCAUCACCAACCAAGAAGAGCAAGUAUUCGUUAACUCCCAUGCACAGGAUUACCAGUGGAUUGGACUAAAUGAUAAGACUUUUGAAAAUGACUUCCAGUGGACAGAUGGAAGCCCAAUGCAAUAUGAGAACUGGAGGCCUAAUCAGCCAGAUAACUAUUUCAACUCUGGCGAGGAUUGUGUGGUGAUGAUCUGGCAUGAAAAUGGGCAGUGGAAUGAUGUGCCUUGCAACUAUCAUCUACCAUUCACAUGCAAAACUGGCCCUGUCACAUGUGGCCAGCCUACUGAACUGAGGAAUGCCAGGUGGUUUGGGACUAAGAAGGAACGCUAUCAGGUCAACUCAAUAAUCAGAUAUCAGUGCAAUGAUGGCUUCCAACAGCGCCAUCCACCUGUGGUCCGCUGCAUGGCAGAUGGACACUGGCAGGAGCCACAGGUGGAAUGCAUACCCCAAAUCAAAAGAAGACUACAGAAGAGAUCCAUUAGGCGUCGAUCUGCUAAGAGGACAUCAUUGAGGAAGCACCUCUAAUGACUUAAGAAGAAAUAGUUAAGAGAUUUUUUAAAUCAUUUAAAUCUUAUUUUUCAUGGCCUUGAAUUGAGAAUGCAUUAUGUAUUAAAAAGUGUUAUUUUUAAGAUAAGUUCCCAACCUGUAUAUAGUGUCACUCCCAACAUGUAGUGCUUCGAUAAGAAAGAAAGAAAAAAGUAAUCUAUUUUGUGAUUCUUUUCCCCACCUCAUCUAGGAAGCCACUUUAUUUAUGAAAGUAGUAUUUAUUCCCAGAGUUAGUGUAAUUGGAUCUGAACUUGCACCUACUGAAUCAGAUUGUCUCAAAGUAUCAGCUGAAUUUUACAAAACCUUCCAGAGGAGGAUCUUUCAUCCAGACAGUCUGGAAUUUUGUGGCAAAAGGGAACAGCUAAGAACUGUGUGCAAUCCUUCUUCUGAGAAGGACCAUGAAAUAGGUUCCUGGGUUUUAUUUUUUGCUUUGGACACAGCUGUGUUCAGUUUGCAAGUUACAAAAAUUUUAUAGCACUUACUGUAUAAAAGAUUAAAUUAUGUGAAGUAUUAUUUUCAUCUAUAGUCUAUCAGAAUGGAUAGUGAGCCUAGUAAAAUAUAUAGCCAUAAAUAAGGUUUACAUACAACUAAUUUAUUUCAUACAAAUGAUCAAAAAAUGUGUCAUUUUUGAUACUUCUGAUAACAGAAAUGUGAAAUUAAGUAUAUUUAUUGAUUUCUCACAAUAUCACAUUCUGCCUGGCAAUAUGACUCGGUUUGCCCUUAGGCCUAAAUAACAGAUAAAAAUUACAUGCUCACAAAAGCAUUAAUUUUGGCAAAAGCAGUGCUUGAUGGCCAGAUCCUGUCAUCUUGGACAUGAACAUAGAUAAUUUGUGCCAUAUAUUACCAUGCUUUUUUCUUAUUGUAAGCUGUGCAGGGCACAGUACUGUGAGACCAGCAUCACCCUCUUUAAACAGCUCUUAUUCCCAGUUCUUAUAAGACCUCAGUGAUGUUUUCUUUUUCCUCUAAUGCUUUUCAGCUACUAUCAGUUAUAACAUGUGCCUUAUGAAUGUCUUUCUUAUGAAAUACCCGAUUCUUGGGUUUGUUUAAUAUCAAUUAGGGGCUGUGCCUCUCUCUUCCCCAAGCAUUUGGUGAACUCUUACAAACUCUAAUCUUGUUUUCAUCUAUGAAUGUUGAACUGAUAAGUGCAACAGUAGAUACCCAGGAAACAAAUGUAGACUUUGAUAGAAGACUCAGGUUUUUGUAUUGGAAAAGGAGGAUAAAGAGGGUAGACUAAGCAAUGCUGAAGAAGAGAAAUGUACACAGAGACAGAGGUUGCCAUCAGAUUUGACUGUUAUCUUUUCAGAUAUUCACACAUCACACAGCCUGUUUUUGCUUGAAUAAGUGUAUUUUAAAAAAAAAGUGAAGAAAUGAGAAUUGCCAAAUAAAACAUUCCACAGAUCACUUUUAA
This is a messenger RNA of Pangasianodon hypophthalmus (striped catfish), 6363 nucleotides long. RefSeq names its product aggrecan a (gene acana). Gene Ontology annotation, molecular function: calcium ion binding; hyaluronic acid binding. NCBI's taxonomy places the organism in Eukaryota, Metazoa, Chordata, Actinopteri, Siluriformes, Pangasiidae. The record is from RefSeq and is a predicted model, not a curated record. Gene Ontology annotation, biological process: cell adhesion. The transcript has 19 exons. Bases 222 to 4934 code for a protein of 1570 amino acids.